Messenger RNA from Closterium sp. NIES-65, 1788 nucleotides. The record is from the annotation of a GenBank genome assembly. NCBI's taxonomy places the organism in Eukaryota, Viridiplantae, Streptophyta, Zygnematophyceae, Desmidiales, Closteriaceae.
AUGCGCAUUCUCUCUCUUACGUCCUUUCUCUCGCGCACUCUCACGCACAUUCUCUCUCUCAAACGCCCUCUCACGCGCACCCUCAUACGCUCCCUCACACGCUCUCUCACACGCUCUCACACGCACUCUCUCACGCGCUCUCACACGCGUUCUCUCACCCGCUCUCUCAUGCGCACUCUCACGCGCUCUCUCACGCUCCCUCACGCGCUCCCUCGCGCACUCUCAGGCACACUCUCACGCACUCCCUCUCGCGCUCUCUCUCGCGCACUCUCACCAGAUUCUCUCUCUCGCGGACUAUCACACGCAUUCUCUCUCUCGCGCUCUCACGCGCAUUCACACACGCUCCCUCAUGCGCUCUCUCAUGCUCACCCUCACGCGCACUUUCACGCACUCUCUCAUGUGCUCUCUCACGCGCUCUCACGCACGUGCUCUCUUGCGCUCUCUCACGCGCUCUCUCACGCGCUCUCUCACGCGCUCUCUCACGCUCUCUCUCACGCGCUCUCUCAUGCGCUCUCUCACGCGCUCUCUCACGCGCUCUAUCAAGGCGCACUCUUAGGGGCACUCUCAAGCGCUCUCUUUCGUGCUCUUUUUCCCGCACGCACACGUGCAUUCUCUCUCUUACGUCCUUUCUCUCGCGCACUCUCACACACAUUCUCUCUCUCAAACGCUCUCUCACGGGCAUUCUCUCUCUUACGUCCUUUCUCUCGCGCACUCUCACGCACAUUCUCUCUCUCAAACGCUCUCUCACGCGCAUCCUCACACGCUCCCUCACACGCUCUCUCACGUGCUCUCACACGCGCUCUCUCACGCGCUCUGACACGCGUUCUCUCACCCGCUCUCUCAUGCGCACUCUCACGCGCUCUCUCAUGCUCCCUCACGCGCUCCCUCGCGCACUCUCAGGCACACUCUCACGCACUCCCUCUCGCGCUCUCUCUCGCGCAGUCUCACCACAUUCUCUCUCUCGCGGACUAUCACACGCAUUCUCUCUCUCGCGCUCUCACCCGCACUCACACACGCUCCCUCACGCGCUCUCUCAUGCUCACUCUCACGCGCACUUUCACGCACUCUCUCAUGUGCUCUCUCACGCGCUCUCUCACGCGCUCUCAUGCGCCCUGUCGUGCUCUCUCACGCACUCUCUCAUGCGCUCUCUCAAGGCGCACUCUUAGGCACACUCUCACGCACUCUCUCUCUCUCGCGCUCUCUCUCUCGCAUUCUCACCGCGUUCUCUCUCUCUCACGCGCUCUCUCACGCCCACCCUCAUGCGCUCUCUCACGCGCUCUCUCACGCGCUCUCUCACGCGCUCUCUCACACGCUCUCAUAUGCGCACACGCUCUCCCUCGCGCUCCAUCUCUUUCUUCUUCAAAUGAAAGUGCAAUGCAAACGCCGGGGAGGGAAGGAGAGGCGACGGCGGGGAGUCGGGAGAGGCGACCGCGGGGAGGAGCGAGAGGCGACGGCGGGGAGGAGGGAGAGGCGACCGUGGGGAGGAGGGAAAGGCGACGGCGGGGAGGAGGAGAGGCGACGGCAGGGAAGGAGGAGAUGCGACGGCGGGGAGGAGGAGAGGCGACGGCGGGGAGGAGGAGAGGCGACGGCGGGAAGGAGGGAGGCGACGGCGGGGAGGAGGGAGAGGCGUCGGCGGGGGGAGAUGCGACGAUGGGGAGGAGGAUAGGCGACGGCGGGGAGGAGGGAGGCGUCGGCGAGGAGGAGGGAGGCGACGGCAGGGAGGUAAGGGAGAGGAGGUGGCGGGGUGGAUGGGACGGAGUGAUUGUGAGGUGGGUUGGAGAGGUGUAA